Molecule: messenger RNA, 460 nt
Organism: Caenorhabditis elegans
Lineage: Eukaryota; Metazoa; Nematoda; Chromadorea; Rhabditida; Rhabditidae
Gene: rpl-35
Product: Large ribosomal subunit protein uL29
Exons: 2
Coding region: 17-388 (123 amino acids)
Biological process (GO): maturation of LSU-rRNA from tricistronic rRNA transcript (SSU-rRNA, 5.8S rRNA, LSU-rRNA); translation
Cellular component (GO): ribosome; cytosolic large ribosomal subunit
Molecular function (GO): structural constituent of ribosome
Source: RefSeq, marked reviewed
GGUUACCACAGUAGUCAUGACCAAGCUGAAGUGCAAGUCUCUCCGCGGCGAGAAGAAGGAUGCCCUUCAAAAGAAACUCGACGAGCAAAAGACCGAGCUUGCCACUCUCCGUGUCUCGAAGGUCACUGGAGGAGCUGCCUCUAAGCUCUCCAAGAUUCGCGUUGUCCGCAAGAACAUCGCCAGACUCUUGACUGUCAUCAACCAGACCCAAAAGCAAGAGCUCCGCAAGUUCUACGCUGACCACAAGUACAAGCCAAUUGAUCUUCGCCUCAAGAAGACCCGCGCCAUCCGCAGAAGACUGACCGCUCACGAGCUUUCCCUCCGAUCUGCCAAGCAACAGGCUAAGUCUCGCAAUCAAGCCGUCAGAAAGUUCGCAGUCAAGGCUUAAGUGGCUUGUAUUCAUUGUUAUCCAUUCAUGGACAUUGUUCUGGUUCAAUUUCAAUGAAAAUUGUUGCUUAUG